AUAAAAUAAUUUCUAAGCGCACUCAUUGUUUUUUUCCCGAAAAAAAAGCCGAAAUUUCAAAAUAAUUUCUUUGCUUAUUUUCACAAUAGAAAGAAAAUAUCUACAAUUUAAAAAAAUUAAAAAAGUACUAAAAUAUCACAAACAUGUCGAAAGCCCAUCCUCCAGAGUUGAAAAAAUACAUGGACAAGAAACUUUCAUUGAAGUUGAAUGGAGGUCGAUGCGUGCAAGGCAUCCUUCGUGGAUUUGAUCCAUUCAUGAAUGUGGUCGUCGAUGAAGCAUUAGAACUCUGCAAAGAUGGUAAAAAAAAUGAAAUCGGGAUGGUGGUCAUUCGUGGAAACAGCAUAAUUAUGGUUGAAGCUCUUGAGCGGAUAUAAUAAUCUUUAAAAUUCUUAAUAAUAUUUUAAGGUUUUCAUUCUCAUAACUUUAAUUUCCUUCAGCAUUUGUAAGUUGAACAAAUAAAAAAAAUUGCUUAAAAUUCAAA
Messenger RNA from Clunio marinus, 481 nucleotides. Lineage: Eukaryota; Metazoa; Arthropoda; Insecta; Diptera; Chironomidae. The record is from the annotation of a GenBank genome assembly.